This is a messenger RNA of Paramuricea clavata, 1563 nucleotides long. The record is from the annotation of a GenBank genome assembly. Lineage: Eukaryota; Metazoa; Cnidaria; Anthozoa; Malacalcyonacea; Plexauridae.
AUGUCAGUUAGAACCGACCUGAAAUUCAAAUUCCAACCGGUCUCGAAAUUCGAAGUUGAACGAAAGCUAAAAUCAAUUAAACGCAGCAAAGCAACGGGUCUCGAUGAUUUACCUCCAGGGUUACUGAAAGACUCUGCUGAGUUGAUAGCUGCUCCCUUGACGCACUUGGUUAACCUCUCACUAGCAACAAACAUUUUCCCAGCUGAUUGGAAAAAUGCCAAGAUCAUACCAAUAUAUAAGUCUGGAGCACAUUCAAACCUAGAUAACUAUCGACCAAUAUCGAUACUACCGGUCCUGUCUAAAAUCAUUGAAAAGAUAGUCCACCGUCAACUAAUGUCAUUUUUGGACAAAAAUUCUCUCUUGUCUGAGUUUCAGUUUGGCUUCCGCCGUGGCCUUUCGACUGAGCUUGCAACAACCUUAUUAUUGGAUGAUAUACGUAGAGAAGUUGAUUCGGGGAAACUAGUUGGUGCCGUAUUUAUUGACUUGAGUAAGGCUUUUGACACAAUCAGCCACGCAAAGUUACUAGAUAAACUUUCUCGAUAUGGAAUAAAUGACGGUGAGCUUGAAUGGUUUAAAGACUACCUUUUCUCCCGUAAAGCGGUAGUAAGCUACAAUAACUGCUUAUCUGAGGUACACGAAAUCUAUUCUGGUGUUCCGCAGGGAUCGAUAUUGGGACCAUUGCUGUUCUUGGUUUUCUUCAAUGAUAUAACAGAUGUGGUAAACCAUUCCAAAGUCAUUAACUAUGCUGACGACACUGUUUUGUACGUUGCAGACAAGCAGACCCAAUCAAUUCAAGCAAAAUUAGAUAAAGACAUGGAUUCGAUUGCUGGCUGGUUGAAAGAAAACGAACUGAUAAUCAACCUAAAGAAGGGCAAAACGGAAUCCCUUCUAUUUGGAACUGCCAAACGAAGAAGCAUGCAAACUGAGCCACUCGAGGUCUCCGUACCAUGCUCCACGCGGACUACAAUAACGAAUACAUCUGAUUAUAAAUAUCUUGGCGUGCAUGUGGACGGAUCACUGAGUUUGAGUUCUCAGUUUGAAAAAAGUCUCAAGAAAGCAUCAGGGCGGUUGAGGCUCUUGUUUAAGAUAAGAGAUCUUCUCGAUUUACCUUCGGCCAAAGCCAUUUAUCGCACGAUGAUCAUGCCCAUACUUACGUAUUGUGGCGUACUGCAAUUAAACCUAGGUCGAACGCAGCUGGCCAGACUUCUAUCAUUCCACGACCGUUCUGUGUCCACUGUGUUCAAAGGGGAACAGGCGGGUGAACAACAUCUUAUAUCUGCUGUAAAUUCCAACAAAUUAAGAGCAUGCAAACUGGUGCGCAAAUGCAUUGAUAAUGACAUUUGUGAUAUUUUUAAAACUUACUUCACAAUGCAGCAACAUGGCAGAGAAACAAGAAACAAUAACAAUAUGAUAAAGCUACCAGCGAUUAAAACUGAGUAUGCUCGUAAAUCUUUCUAUUUUAUGGGAGCUAAGAGUUAUAACGACCUACCUAUAGAAUUAAGAAAGAUUGAGAACAAUCCGGAUUUUGAGAAUAAGGUUACGGAACAUUUUAAUGAAUUAUAA